Molecule: messenger RNA, 4683 nt
Organism: Thamnophis sirtalis
Lineage: Eukaryota; Metazoa; Chordata; Lepidosauria; Squamata; Natricidae
Source: RefSeq, a predicted model, not a curated record
CCAUUGCCCUGAUCUACAUUUCUUAAUAUUUACUGCCCCCUAGUGCUAUACGUUAUCUUUAACACUAGUUAAAGUGUAGAGGAUUAACACUUUGGGACCUAAAUUGAAUUUUUUUUUUUAGUUAACCAGUUUUUGUAUUCAGAUUUGGCUACAAAUAUAGAAGAUAUAUGAUUUUGUUAAAUGUAGUUUGUGUGUACAUAUGUGCAAGUUCCACACAUUUAAUUGUCUCACCGGUUCAGAAAAAUGCCUUCAAUUACAGGCAAAAAAAAAAAGCAAUGCAACAAUUGCACUUCAACUUAUGGACACUAUGUUAGCUGCCACAUAAUAUGGACCAAGGAGGUUAUUGAGGUCAUGUUAUAUCUUCAUAUCCCUGGGUUCCUUGUGUUUUCAUUUUUCCAUUUUUUGCUCAGCCACUGUAACUAUUAUUGCUCUUUUGAGAUUUCUUGAAUUUUCUGGCCGUGGGAAGGGUUGUUAUUCAGGUAUUCAGUAGAUAUUUUGUAAGCAGUAUCAAAGUUCAGUCCUUAGAAUCUCAAUAUAAUUUGGGGAAAGGCCUCUCUAAAUUUCUGGAACUUGCUGCUCCUGUGAUACUGUGCAAGACGAAUCACAAAAUACCUUGACAUACCAUAGUAUAAUUGAAGUCUGAAAAUAGCAGGAAAAUACUUCAUUGGAAUACUUGGACUAAAAAGGGGUCAAUACUUUAAACCAGUUGAUUUUUAAUAGUGAUUUUAACAAUUGUGAGAUAUUACUGUUUGAAUUUUAGUUUCCUUCAAUAUACGCUUGCUGAAUAUACAGCUAUAUUAGUAUAUAGAGCUGAAACAUCUCCUAACUGAAUAGUAUAGGCCAGAUAGUUAGCAGCCUCUGAGUGUCUACAAUAUUGACUUCUUUAAGAAAUGCUUUCCUUGCAUGAAAACCUACCAUUUAAUUUUAUAAGCUACAAAAGAUGAAAUUAAAUUAUUAGUUAUGCAUUGAUUUGUGGAAAGAAGAAUUGAAAUUUUCAGUUUUGGAAAAUCAGUGGUUCAGGUGGUAAAAAAAUACAUUGCUUAUGAUUUUAAAAUGAAAUUAAUUCAUCAUAAAAUUUCAUUAAAGUUUUAUUUGACCCCUACAAGAAUAUUUUAAACUAAGUUAAAGGGAAAUUAAAUUUCUUAUUUUGAAUGAUAUGAGCAAUUUAACGUAACAUGAUUUGGUCUUGUUCUUUUAUUGCUUUAUUUUGGUUUCAGAUUUUAACAUAUAUGUUAAUAUAACUUCAGAAAGACCUGUUUAAUAAUUUCAAUAUGACACUGAACUAUGCUCUUUAAGUCAGAAGUCUACUUCUUAAAUUCUCCCGUGUAAUAUGAGCCAAAAAAAAGUGAAGAAGGUAGAGCUUUCAUCUCCUGUUGUCUUUGUGAUAUUUUAUAUUAAAAAUGGAUUCUAUGCAUUUUGAUUAGUUAUAAAAAAAAGCCAGAUCCCUGAAUGAAAUGCACAUGGCUGUCUAGUUGCACAUAACAUGAACCUAACUUCCAUAUUCUUUUUGAGUUUGCAAGUUAAACCUGUCAUUUAUGACUGUCAGAAUAACAUCCCCGCCCCCCUCCCAGGAGCUCAAACUAAAAGAUGAAGAAUGCGAGAGACUUUCCAAAGUACGUGAUCAACUUGGCCAGGAACUGGAGGAACUCACUGCUAGCCUGUUUGAGGAAGCUCAUAAGAUGGUGAGAGAAGCUAAUAUAAAGCAGGCCACAGCAGAAAAACAGUUGAAAGAAGCACAAGGAAAAAUUGAUGUACUUCAGGCUGAAGUAGCAGCUUUGAAAGCAUUAGUGCUAUCUACUUCUCCAACUUCACCAACAAAAGAGCUUCAGUCUAGUGGAAAAACACCCUUCAGAAAAGGCCACACAAGGAACAAGAGUACAAGUAGUGCAAUGGGCGUCAAUAACCAGGAGGUUAACAUGAUGCAGCCAAUUGUAAAGGACUGCAAAGAGGCUGAUAUAUCUUUAUACAACAAAUUCAGAUCCUGGAAGGAUGAUCCUACCAUGGACAGGACAUGCCCUUUUCUCAAUAAAAUCUAUGAAGAAGAUAUCUUUCCAUGCUUAACCUUUUCAAAAAGUGAGUUGGCCUCUGCUGUCCUGGAAGCUGUAGAAAACAAUACAUUAAGCAUUGAACCUGUUGGUCUGCAGCCUGUUCGAUUUGUAAAAGCUUCUGCAGUUGAAUGUGGAGGACCCAAGAAAUGUGCUCUCAGUGGACAAAGUAAAUCCUGCAAGCAUCGAAUCAAGCUGGGGGACUCGGGAAACUACUAUUAUAUUUCUCCUUUCUGUAGGUAUAGGAUCACAUCAGUGUGUAAUUUCUUCACAUACAUUCGAUAUAUUCAGCAGGGGCUUGUGAAACAGCAGGAUGAGAAUGAAUAGAAAGGAGUUCCUGCUGAAGAAAACAACAUGGAAAAGGUUCAUCAGCUUUGCCCUUGUCCCAAAGCAACGCUCCCACACCAAUAGCCGCUGAAUAGACAUCAGGUACUGUCAGUACUGAUGAGAUCCCAAAGGACUCUGAUUCUUAUUGAUUCAUCACCUUUUCUUUUGUUUGAGCAUGGCUAAAAAUACUCUCAAAUCAUUAACUUCACUAUUACUUCUCUUUCCAAUACUGAAAUUUAAUCAUACCUUUUCUAUUUCUAGUUGAGGUUUAUCUUCCACUUACUAUGCAUUACACAGGUUGCUACACUGAAGCAAAUACUGGGAUAUUUAAUCAUUUCUUGGUCAUUAGGCUCCAUAUUGCAAAAUAAAAGCUACGGAGUUGACAGAUUUUAUCUGAAUGGUAGCUCUCUGUAUCUUGCAGUACUAUAAACCAGUUUUUCUCAACAUUUUUCUCUGAGAGAUUCUUGAAAUAAUUUUCAGUCCUUAGGAGACCACUGGAUAAAAAUUGCAAAAAAAUACAAAAACUGCACAAUAUAAUACAAUAUAGUUUUACAACGUUUAUACCAAGAACAACCAUUGUGUUGCAUAUGAAGUUCCAAGACAUUUUUUUAAUCGUGCAAAGCCAGAUUGCUGUAGUCCCUUUCUUUACCUUACCAGAAAUGUUUUAGUUUUUUAAUGCCUAUGCUAGACAAUUUUGCUAUAUUCAAGGUCUGUAUUUUUCUGUUCCCCCUAGCUAUGAAUAGUAUCUUGGGCCAUGUGGAGCCACUUUUCUGGUUUUGGGGAAUGCUGGUUUCUGUAGUUGAGCAUUAAAAUCAUCGUCAUGAUAUCUGAAAACUGCAGCUGAUUCUCUGGGCAUGUCAUUAACAAGUUUCAGCUCUAUUGUUCAGGUAGCGGCAACAACUGCAUGUGCUGCUUUCCCAGCUCAGUAUUGGAGUACUUUCUCACGCUCACACUCCUGUCACAUAUCUAUGUACAUAAUAUAUCUACAGUUAUGCUACUUGUAAACGUAAGAGGAAGGACUCCAGCAAAAUAUGCAACUUUUAUUGCUUUCUUAGUUGCACAUCAGUUGGAAAGUACCUUGAAUCUGAGAGCAAAGGUCCUUAAAAUGAGGAAAGAAGAAAAAUCUGCUACUAUUUGCCUGCCUGCAAAAAAGAAAUAAGUCUAUCUUUUCUCCUAAGAAUAGAUAGAAUCUCUUAAGGCAAAAAUGAACAAAUUGAUGCAUGGGCACACUUGGCAAAUUACUGAAUUAUUUGAGAAUUAAUCAGUAUGCUUUUCCUGCAAGAGAAAUAGGAUGAUAGAAUGAGCAGUAUAUUUGAAGCUCACUGAAAACAAUAUGUCUAGUUGGAUUGGGGCUUUUUGUUUUAUUUUUGAGUGUGUGGAAACUCUUCUUUUGUGCCCAUAGGUGUGAUGGGUAAAAAAUUGACAUUAAGUAUCUGAAGAAGGAAUAUUGAAGAUGCUACUGUUUAAUUUCUAAUGUGAUCCCUUUUUCCUAUGUAUCAAAAAAUGGGUAAAAUUGAACAUUUUGGGAUCUUAUUGACAUAUUGAGCCAGUGAUAGCAGGUGAGGUGACAAAAGUAAUAGUUUAUUUUUUUCUGCCUUAAACGCUAUUGUUAAUUUAAAUAUAAUGAAAGAUGGUAUAAAAGCCUUUCAUCAGUAUGUUUUGAAUUUUAAAUAGACUGUGUUUCCUAUAAAAAUAAAAUAAAAAAAUGGCAAAUCAUAUUUCACAAUUUGAUGGUUGGCAUACCCAGCAUUAAAAACAUGAAAACAAACAUCCACAAAUUGAAUACAAAGCAAAGGAGAAAGACAACAGAAAACAGAAAAGAGUAAAUGUAGUUUAGGGUUGGACUGUGGAGUCCUUGAUUCUGUCUGAACCUGGUUAUGUGCUUGCAGACAUUUCAUUACAUCAGUGUGCAUCAUCAGUGCAAAUCAUUAGCGCAUUGGUGAGAUGAUGGAAGACUGCAAGCAAAUAGCUAACCUCAAAGAGAAUUGAAGACUCCAGAGACAACAGCAAAAUCUUCAGAACUUAAAACCUACUAGUAGUGAAAGCAUGGUUAGAGAUAUGAUAACAUGUCUUGCGAAAUAUAUUCCAGAAGUGUCAGCUGAAUCCAGCUGAGGGAGAUUAAUCUAAGGCCCACUAUGAAUUAAAUUUCAAAUAGACUUGAAUCUUGGGAUGGGUUAGCCAUAAUCUGCAUGUUAAUCUUGGAUGCAUCUUCAAACAAUUUAUUCAAGAUCUGCAUUUGUAAAAUGCCGCAUUUUUCGGAGUAUGACACACCUAUUUCCUUCAAAAAAGAGGCUGAAAAUCUGGGUGCAUC